CUCUUUUUUUCCUCUCCUUCCCCAAUUCUCCAAUAAACUUUCCUUUUGGUUUAAAGAAGGCAGUGGUCGCCUCCGGUUUCAUACUCCUUGCCUUUGCCUUUGCCCUUUGACAACUUGUUGCCAAGUCGCACAGCAGAGCGCAUCAUAUUAACCGCUGCUUUUCCCACCUAGACUGGUGCUUGCUUCACGUCCUAGUCCCGAUCCGUUUGCUCUAGAACUCUUGAAAUCAACGUCGAAGAACUUCGACCUCGCAAAUCCCGAACCGUAGAACUCGAACAUUCUCAGCGCGACUUGUUUCUCUCCCUCGACUCUCUCUCGAGUGCCAAAAUGACGAAACCGACAAAGCCAAAGUUGCCCGCGAAGCAGCUGGCCAUUCUGGCCGUUGCGCGAUUUGCGGAGCCUCUCGCCCUCACUUCCGUCUUUCCAUACCUCCCCGAGAUGAUUCGCAGUUUCGGCGUUGAGCAGAACGAUGUCGCAAAAUGGGCCGGUAUUACGUCCGCCGUGUUCUCCCUCUCUCAGAGUGUAACAGCGGUGCCUUGGGGUAGAGCUUCCGAUAGAUUUGGAAGAAAGCCAACCAUCAUCGUCGGUCUCCUAUCGACAAUGUUCUUCUUCUGUGUCUGGGGUGUAUCAACAAGUCUGCCCAUGGCAAUCGCUGUGAGAGCUAUUCUCGGAAGUGGAAACGGAAAUGUUGGCAUUAUUCGCACCAUGGUCGCAGAGAUGGUGCCAGAAAAGGAACUGCAACCCCGCGCGUUUUCGAUUAUGCCUCUAAUCUGGUCCGUUGGCUCAAUUUUCGGCCCGGCAUUUGGCGGAUUCUUCGCCAGGCCUGCCGAUCGCUUCCCCGCCGUCUUUGGCAACAGCUGGUUCUUCAAGGUGUAUCCAUUUGCCCUGCCGAACUUCAUCGCUGCGGUCUUCUUCUUCAUCUCUGUCACAACCGCCACUCUUUUCCUUAAGGAGACGCUGGAAAGCAAGCGCCACAAGCCCGACUGGGGUCUCCUGAUGGGCGAGCGCAUCACUCGCUCAUUACGCCGCUCUCGUUCUCACCACCACCACCAUGCCAGAGCCAGACGCACCUCAUUUGUUGACGGUGAGGCUACCGCACCUCUGGUGCCUCACAAGACCCCCCCAACACACCCGGUCGAGGACAACAAGGCCCUGGAGGCACCCAGCAUGAAAGAGGUCUUCACUUCCCAGACGAGUAUCAACUUGCUUUGCUACACCUUCCUCGCUCUCCACUCUGUGGCAUUUGACCAGGUUCUCCCGGUGUUUCUGAAUUAUCCCAAGCAGGAGCACACCCCGGAAAACACGAACCUGCCCUUCCAAUUUUCCGGUGGUUUUGGUCUCGAUUCUGGCCGUAUCGGUACCAUUUUCACCAUCUAUGGUAUCACUUGCGGCGUGAUCCAGUUCUUUGUCUUCCCACCUCUGUGCAACUACUUUGGUGUCUUGCGCAGUUUCCGAGCAUGCGCCGUGACUUUCCCCGUCGUUUACAUUGCGGCCCCCUAUGUAGUCCUCUUUGAAAGCACUGCUGGACGCUACACCGCUCUCUUGAUCGUCAUGUUCGUCAAAGCCUGUGCCGUCAUCAUUGGCUUCCCCUGCAUGACCAUUCUCCUGACCAACUCGGCCUCUUCGCUCCGUAUUUUGGGUACUCUCAACGGCUUCGCCACCAUGUUCAGCGGUUUCGGCCGUGCUUUCGGUCCGGCCGUUGCCGGAGCUGCCUUCAGCUGGGGUGUCGCCAGAGGCUAUAUGAUCACCGCGUAUUGGUUCCUCGCGCUCACUGCCAUCAUUGGCGCCAUUCCCAUCUACAUGCUGGUCGAUUACGAUGCUCUGACCCAGACCCCCGACACUAGCGAUGACGAGGACGAGAGCGUCAGCGACGAGGGCUACGCCAGCGACGGCAGUGUCGUUGCUUCUGGCAGCGGACAGGCCGCUUCGAAUGAGACGGCACCGUUAUUGGGUGCGAAGAAUGGGGCACCGGGAUACGACUCCGUCAGUCCCACGCGGUCUUAAGGUGACUAUCUAACCCCUUGGUGACCGACAUGCCGCUUUCAUACUCGUCGCAAGCGCGCAUUUGACGAUUCAGUCGAGAAUGAUACAAAAACGAAACGCUAUAUACGAGAUUCACGGCCAGCUCUUCUGAGGACUAAGUUUUUCAUUGGUCUUGAUUCGUGGCUCUGUUACCUUUGUUGCAUAUCUAGGACCAUCAUUGCCUGGCGUCUAGCAUUGCAGGUUCAGCAACGGCUUGUUUUGUUGUCAAUGAGGGCAUUGAUUUUGAGCAUGUUUGGGGCGGUUAUUAGAAGCAUCAUUAUUGUUUGGUUUCAUUGUCGGCAUUCGGACACAUCUACAUGGGCAUUGCUAUUUGCGAGUAGACGUUUUGAUCCAUUUAUAGGAGCUUAUAAUCACAUUUGUAUAAUGAACAAAACAAAACGAAAAAAGGUCGAUGAUAGUAAACUCAAAC
Messenger RNA from Colletotrichum godetiae, 2452 nucleotides. RefSeq names its product major facilitator superfamily transporter. Gene Ontology annotation, molecular function: transmembrane transporter activity. The transcript has 4 exons. Bases 328 to 2004 code for a protein of 558 amino acids. Lineage: Eukaryota; Fungi; Ascomycota; Sordariomycetes; Glomerellales; Glomerellaceae. Gene Ontology annotation, biological process: transmembrane transport. The record is from RefSeq and is a predicted model, not a curated record.